Messenger RNA from Manis pentadactyla (Chinese pangolin), 3159 nucleotides. It is a transcript of the gene CATSPERT, whose product is annotated as C2 calcium dependent domain containing 6. The record is from RefSeq and is a predicted model, not a curated record. NCBI's taxonomy places the organism in Eukaryota, Metazoa, Chordata, Mammalia, Pholidota, Manidae.
AUGGGUUAUGAGUCAGAUGUAAUAUUAAAAUCGUUUUUAAAUAAUAUAUUUAAUGUUUUUUUCAAAUACAAUCAGUCUGAAAGAAGCCAACCAGCAAAAGAAUUAGAAAGACUAAUCCAACAACCUUUUCCAAACAGUACAGAAGACUUUGAAGAAAUCAUACAGAAUUUUGAUAAAGUAGAUAAAUUAGACAGAAAACCUAUGUUGAGCCCAAAGCUACAUGUAUUUCUAGAAGAACUCUCAGAGACAGAAAUAAAAAAAUUAAAAUCUAAAUUAAGUGAACAUGUCCAGCAUUACCUUGUGGAAAGACUUUCAGAAUCAAGACACAUUACCCAAGAGGACUUAACAAAAAUCUAUCAAAAUCUGUAUUCAGUGAAUGAGAAAGCAGAACCAAAACGGCAAAAUAUUUUUCUGGAGAAAUAUUCAGAAACUAUAAAAGAAAUCGUGUCCUUUGUAAAUAAUUUCAAUCAUCAUUUCAAAAGUAAACAUUUGGAAAUAAAACUAAGAUCUUUUUAAAAUGAAAUUCUCCAAAACUAUUUCCUAAAAAACUUUUCAGAAAGAAGUUUAUUUAAAGAAACAGAAUCUGACACUGUGCACUCAAACAUAUCUUCUCUAAGAAUUAAAAGUGCCCUGACAUCUUUUCAUGAGGUAGGACAAGAUAUUUCAAGGUGGAGUUUUGGUAGAAGACCUGAUAUAAAGAUGAAAUAUCCUUUAAAUAAGUCUGUACGAAACUAUCUUAUAGCUUUAUCAGAAAAUGAACUACUAAAUCUAAAAGCUGAUUUAAGCAAACACCUACAGAGCCUUUCUAUAGAAAAUCUUUCAAAAUCUGGAUUAAUCACAGAAAAGCAAUUAGAGGCAAUCAAACAGCAUAUAAAUUUGAUUAAUUCUCGUUUCAUACCAUUAAAAUGUAUCAAGUCAGAUUUAUCUUUUAGAGAUUAAAAUCAAUUUGAGGAGGAAGAGUCAGAAACAAAAUAUUCAAAAACUGUUCAAAAAACCACUUUACAAAAGGUUCCUGAGGAUAAACUUGUAGAAACAGAAUUGACCAGAAAGAAAGAAAAGAAGUAUUUUUCCUUACAUAAUAUUAAGGAAAAUCCAUCAACAGUUGGGGAACAGAAAAGAUGUUAUCCUAAGGAAGGAGCUAAAACAGUGAAUGUAAUUAAAGUACGACCUUCCCAAACAAUUCCAUUAAAUAAAUCAUCAGAAAGACUUACACAUACAGUACUUAAGAAACAAAGGGAAGAAAAUGGCUUCAUGCAGCUUCCUCAAGCAGAAAAUUUUUAUUUUAAGACACAGAUUCAAGGCCCACAUAGUUGGAGUGGUAUAUCAAAAACAACUCAUUCAAAUGUUUGCUUUGAAAGAACACCAAAGACAAAGUCCCUUGAAAAAAAGGAGCACAAUAAUAUCUGUAUCAGUGUACAGGAAAAUCCUGAAGCUGUACUGUUACCAUUUCCAAGAAUUCCUAAUUGCAGAAAGCCAGGUGAAAAUGAAGAAUUUGUAAGCAAACUUACUUUUCCUUCCAGGCAGAGUAACAUUUUAACUCAUUUCAAUUCAGAGCUGGGGGAGAAAUAAAAAUUAGACCACUAUUGUCAGAGAUGGAAAAGAAACAAUAACAAUAACAAAAAACAACAUUUAGUAACAUUUGCACAAUACCAAAAUGAAAUACAAGCUCUUUAUAUAAAACCACAUGAAAUCUGCAAGGAAAAAUGUGCCAGUGUCCCUGAAUCACAAUCAUAUAAAGUUGUGGAAGCUGAAAAUUCAAGACCAUCCCUCUUCCCAAAAGUCUUAAAGAGAGAAAAUCUAAAGCCCAAAGUCCAGGAAGAAAAAGACCAUGUCAGCAACCAAAAAAAGUCAUUUAACAAGAUAGUUAAGAUACUACCAAGCACACCGUCCACCACAAGAAGUCCAAGGAAAUCUGUUCCAAGGACAUUGCAUCAGUGGAAUGCAAGAACAAUGAUACAUGUAGUAAGUUUUCUGUCUUCUGUAUUUGGCAAAGUUCUGUAAAUAAUCUGCUUUAGGAUGUAUAAGUCUGCAUGCAAGUAUGUGUGUAAUCUUCAUUGCCUCAUGACAUACAGACCUUCAAAUUCAAAAAUUUCUUCUGAAAGUCAAAUAUCUCCUCAUCUGAUUCAAAAUGCAAUCACAAAGUCAGUGGACUGUUAACACACUUACUGUCUUUAUAUAAAAUACAUAAAGGACAUCACCCUCUGGAACAUGAAUUAGAAAAAGUUACCCUUUCCUCUGGGGAAACCAUGGGCUGACCCAGCCUUGGAGCCAGGGCACACAGUCCUGUCUAUGGAACACUGCCUGGAUUUUAGCCUCUCUUACCCCUCAACCAGGGCUGCUGUGCAGACACAAGGUGUACAACCUUUGGCAGUGGCUGUAUACUAUGGAAACAUAGCUGGGAUUUUCUUUUCAUGAAGAUGAUUGUUCGGACAUAUUUGAGGAUUUACAUGGGACCUCACUUAAAUGUCUUGAAAAAGCAAAAUCAAGAUGAUGGCUUUUAGGAAAGGGCCCAGAUGAUAGCCAUAAUCAGUUAAAACACUCUGCAGAGGUUAACAAACGACAAGAAAGCUACACUGGAAAAUUUACAAGUCCUCAAAUGGUUUCAGCAAGCUUAGUUCAUAUAAAUGAUCCAAUUCCAGGUUAUGAAAUCCUCAAAAUGCAGCAAAAAAAAUUUUAAAGAGAAUAUUGAAAAAUGUUCACUCAUUUGUGAUAUCCAAAUGUCAAACAUUUCAGAAUGAUAUGUGAGGACUACAGUCAGUCAUUUCUUCAAUUAACAAAAUGAUUUGGAGAUGCAUCCUUCUGUGUGAUAGAAGUCAGGAACAAAAUUUCAUCUUGUUAGAACCAUUGUGUUUUAAUUAAAAUGAAAAAGAAGCACUUAGAUGUAAACGUGUUUUGUUUAUGAACCUUAGGGAAUUAACACAGAAACACAUUCUGUUCACAUUCGUUAGUAGUUUUAUUUCCCAGCUUUCCCCCUUUUUCACUAUAUAAUAUCACUCCAAUUUAUAGUUUGCUGAUUUCCCAAAUCUUUGUUAUGCUCUAAACUAUCAGGGUCUCUAUUUGCAAUUAUGUUUAGCCUUUUGUUAUGAAUGUACUUUUCCUGUUCAGCUGUAGUUAUAUAUUUAGAUUCAAUAGUACGUAACUAGAACAUCUAUUUCCAGA